AUGGCACUUUCACCUUCAAUUUCCCAGUCACCGUCAGCCACUGCGUCAUCUUCGAGUGCAGCAACUAAAUUGCGGGCUGUUUCUACCCGAAAAUCAGUCAAUGAAGAGGGAGGUGCACCUACAUUACAAUCAGAUAUUGACCGUGAACUCACAGAGCUCUUAAAUGAAGACAUUCAGCACAAGUAUGUCAAGGACAAGAAGCUUGGUGAGGGUACCUAUGCCGUGGUAUAUCUUGGGCAUCUUCGCAACGACCCCUCGUCAUUUGUGGCGAUCAAGAAAAUCAAAGUCAAUACUGAGUACAAGGACGGUCUUCCUAUGGAUGCCAUUCGCGAAGUGAAAUAUCUACAAGAGUUAUCGCAUCCUAAUAUAAUAGCUCUGCACGAUGUAUUCUCGUCUAAAGACCAGAAUCUCAAUCUGGUUUUGGAAUAUUUACCACGUGGCGAUCUGGAGAUGCUCAUUAAGGAUGAAAAUAUCCACUACGGUGUUGCAGAUGUCAAGGCUUGGAUGGGAAUGCUUGCUAGAGGUGUUUGGUUCUGCCACGAAAACUUUGUGCUACAUCGAGACAUCAAACCCAACAACCUCCUCAUUGCCAGUGAUGGUGAGGUCAAGCUGGCCGAUUUCGGCUUGGCUAGAUCAUUUGCAGAUCCUUAUUUAAAUAUGACACAUCAGGUCAUAACUCGUUGGUAUCGCCCGCCCGAACUGCUUUAUGGUGCCCGGCAGUACUCUGGGGCCGUUGAUGUAUGGUCCAUGGGGAUGGUAUUUGCUGAACUCCUCCUGAGAGUCCCGUUUGUUGCCGGAAAUUCGGACAUUGAUCAAAUCUCGAAAAUAUGUGAAGCAUUCGGCACGCCUUCCGAAGAGAAUUGGCCGGGAGUCAGUACGUUGCCCAACUAUAUCCCCUUGGAUAGGCAAAGCACUGUUCCACUACAGGGUCGUGAUUUCUUCUUACGGCAAUUCCCCACGGCAGGUCCAGUGGGUGCAGAUCUACUUAUGUCGAUGUGCACGUUGGACCCAAGGAAGCGGAGCACGGCUUACCAAAUUCUACAGCACGGCUGGUGGUCGACCGAGCCAAGGCCGACGGCUAAGGAGGAUCUUCCUCGUAAAUCGGGUGGGAGUAAGAAAAUGGGUGACGAUCUCUCAAGACGCGGUGGCGAGGUGGACGACGGUCCAUUCAAGAAUGCCGCUCGACAGCUAGAUUUCAUGGCAGUCAGGCGUUAA
Molecule: messenger RNA, 1215 nt
Organism: Aspergillus fischeri NRRL 181
Lineage: Eukaryota; Fungi; Ascomycota; Eurotiomycetes; Eurotiales; Aspergillaceae
Gene: kin28
Product: TFIIH complex serine/threonine-protein kinase subunit KIN28
Exons: 2
Coding region: 1-1215 (404 amino acids)
Biological process (GO): protein phosphorylation; positive regulation of transcription by RNA polymerase II
Cellular component (GO): transcription factor TFIIH holo complex; nucleus; cytoplasm
Molecular function (GO): cyclin-dependent protein serine/threonine kinase activity; RNA polymerase II CTD heptapeptide repeat kinase activity; ATP binding
Source: RefSeq, a predicted model, not a curated record